This is a messenger RNA of Wallemia mellicola CBS 633.66, 1336 nucleotides long. Its product is annotated as endoplasmic reticulum-derived transport vesicle ERV46. The record is from RefSeq and is a predicted model, not a curated record. NCBI's taxonomy places the organism in Eukaryota, Fungi, Basidiomycota, Wallemiomycetes, Wallemiales, Wallemiaceae. The transcript is spliced from 2 exons. Gene Ontology annotation, biological process: endoplasmic reticulum to Golgi vesicle-mediated transport; retrograde vesicle-mediated transport, Golgi to endoplasmic reticulum. Gene Ontology annotation, cellular component: endoplasmic reticulum membrane; Golgi membrane; COPII-coated ER to Golgi transport vesicle. The coding region runs from base 36 to 1259 and encodes 407 amino acids.
UGAAGCUCAACUGUCAAGUAAAAAAUAUAUCUAAAAUGCCAAAAUCAGGCUUUAUGGGUUUCGAUGCUUUCGCUAAAACACUAGAAGAAAGCAGGAUCAGAACUAACUUUGGUGCUUACCUAACUAUUAUCUGCGCUAUCUUAAUCUCUUUUCUCACCUUCAACGAAUUCCGAGAUUACAGAGCAGUCGAUUUCAAACCACGCAUUAUCGUCGACCAAUCCAGAAGCGAGAAGCUUCAGUUGAAUUUCAACGUUACAUUCCCUAGAGUUCCUUGCUAUUUGCUCUCUCUAGAUCUUAUGGACGUCAGCGGUGAGCAAGUACGCGAUCUUAGACACGCGAUUGUGCGCACUCGUCUCUCUGAGAAAGGUGAAACUAUCGAUGGUAUGAAAACUGCAGGUAUGAGUGGUUAUCUCAACGAAGUCGCAAAACCACGUGAAUGUGGUAGUUGUUACGGCGGUGUACCACCAAACGAGGAGAAAUGUUGCUACACUUGUGACGACGUUAGAGAAUCAUACGUUAAGCAAGGAUGGUCAUUUGUUAAUCCAGAUGGUGUCAAACAGUGUCUUGAUGAACACUGGGCUGAGAGAGUCAAAGAACAAUCAAGUGAAGGUUGCAAUGUUGCUGGUUUGGUUGAUGUUAACAAGGUUGUCGGCAACUUCCACAUCAGUCCGGGUCGUUCCUUCCAAUCUAACGCUCAUCAUAUACAUGAUUUGGUUCCAUAUCUUAAAAAUGCCAACAAUCAUCACGACUUUGGACAUAUCCUCCAUCACUUUAGCUUCAAGUCUAGCAAUGAACCAGCCGAUACCGACAACUUGAAAGAAAUGCUUAACAUUAACGACCCAUUGAGCAACACAAAAGCACACACUGAAGUAAGCAACUAUAUGUUCCAGUACUUCCUCAAGGUUGUCUCGACUGAUUUCGAUUUCCUCAACGGUGAAAAACUCAACUCACAUCAGUACUCUGCGACUGCUUAUGAGCGCAAUCUUGACGAAAAGGGUAUUUACGCUCAAGAUGGACACGGUCAGACGAUCUUACACGGCGUUGAAGGUUUCCCUGGUGUCUUCUUUAAUUACGAUAUCAGCCCUCUUAGAGUAAUUUACACAGAAUCUCGUCGCUCAUUUGCUAGCUUCUUAACGUCGACAUGCGCGAUCGUUGGUGGUGUACUCACAGUCGCGUCCAUUAUUGACGCUGGUGUUUUCGGUGCAAGACAGAAACUCACUGGUAAAACCCACUCAUCUGCUGAUGGAAAGCUACUCUAAUUUCAUAUUCCCGGUCACAAUGAGAAUGAUGUAAUAUAUGAACAAUAAAGUUUUAUCUAAAAUGCAUUGAUUUCAGC